Messenger RNA from Panicum hallii, 1660 nucleotides. RefSeq lists its product as uncharacterized. Lineage: Eukaryota; Viridiplantae; Streptophyta; Magnoliopsida; Poales; Poaceae. The record is from RefSeq and is a predicted model, not a curated record. The coding region runs from base 146 to 1441 and encodes 431 amino acids. The transcript is spliced from 7 exons.
GGCACGGGUGAAGUGUGAAGUGGCACACCGUUCGCUCACGGCUCUCAGACGCCGGUGCGGCACGGGAGAUCUUUUCCACGUACGCCGCAGCUGCGCCACACUCCGGACCCGGCUAGUCCCCAGUCACCCCCGUCCCCCGGCGGCCAUGAGCUGCGCCGCGGCGUGGUCUCCCCCCUCAUCCGCUAUCGGCCGCAACCCCGGCCGUCGUGGCGGCAGGCGGCGCACCUGCUGCUCCUCCUCCUCCGCCGUCCGGCCCCGCGCGGCUGCGGCUGCGGCCGGGCAGCAGGGGGAGGGCGGCAGCGCACGGGAGGCCCCGCGUCUGGUGCUGCACGACUCCCUCGACGCCGCGGGGGUCGCCACCGCGCACGCCCGGGCCGCGCGGGAGGGGUUCGCGGCGCAGGUCGGGCGGCUCACCCGGGUGAACGCCGGGACCAGUAUCGCCAUCAGCCGCGGCGCCGACCUCGCCCGCGCCGCGCUCUGCGUCGCCGCCGAGGACGACUCGCUCGUCUCCCACUCCUCGGUCCCGCUCCCCGUCGACGCCUUCAUCGCGCGCCUCGACGACCUCUCCACGGGCUUCUGCGCCGGCGGCAACUUCCCGCCCUCCCGCGCGCCGCCCGAGGUCUUCUUCGAUUACCUCGACCGCUACCUCUACGUACACAAGGGCUUUCGAAGAACAAAUGGAGUGUCUGAUGUGCGGGCUAUGUAUCUUCAUUCGGUCUUGACAUGCCGAUCAGGAUCAGCAUUAAUGCUUGCAUUGAUAUAUUCAGAGAUACUGAAGACUGUACGAAUAUAUGGCUUGCUGGAUUUCGAUGCAGAGAUAUUCUUUCCAACUGAUCUCAACAGCCUCCCUAGAGGCUAUGACAAACAAAAAAGCAAGUUGGGGGAUGAGCCACAUAUUAUGACUUCAAAGUCACUUUUGGUUGAGAUUUUGAAAACUCUGAAGGCUACAUUUUGGCCAUUCCAGUUUAAUCAGUCUAGUAGCUUGUUUCUGAAUGCUGUUGCUGCAAACCACCAUGGCCCUGGUACUUUAGGUGACAACCAAACAAGGUCACAUGGCAAUAUAAGUGCCAUAGAGAUGGCUGCUGCUAAAGCUGCUCAGCAUAGGUUGAUGCGGGGAGUAUGGACUAAUGUUCGAUUUGGUGAUAUGCGUCGUGCUUUAGCAGCCUGUGAGCGGCUGAUACUACUGCAACACGAUCCACAUGAACUGAGGGAUUACGCCGCGCUUCUGUACCACUGUGGGUACUAUGAAGAGUGCCUACACUACUUAUCAUCGUACCAAACAGCCAUGGCUGGACAGUCGUUGAGCAACCGAUUGGAGAUCUUAGAGGACGAAGCCGUGGAUACUCUCAGAGCACGGGUAACACUAAUUUUAGCAGAGGAUGGCUGGAGCAGCCGCAGGCCAGCGGCAAGUUACUGGACCAAGAACUCCGAGCCGUGGUAGUUUAGCUAGCUGAUCAUCGUUGCAAGUGAAGCAGAUAACUACAGAUUGUAUAUAUCAUGUUCAGCCAUGUUGUGCAUAUGAUGGAUCGACAGCCACUUGUUAGUUACAUCAGAUUUCACUGCGACAUGGUUGAGACGUCGAACGCGUUGUCUGGACUCUACAGGGAUUACUUUUGUAUAUUUUAUAAAUUGGUUUGAUACAGUACAAAAAACAUCUACA